Messenger RNA from Octopus bimaculoides (California two-spot octopus), 279 nucleotides. RefSeq names its product cilia- and flagella-associated protein 251-like. The record is from RefSeq and is a predicted model, not a curated record. Lineage: Eukaryota; Metazoa; Mollusca; Cephalopoda; Octopoda; Octopodidae.
GAAGAAGAAGAAGAAGAAGAAGAAGAAGAAGAAGAAGAAGAGGACAGAGAAGAAGAAAAAGAAAGAGAAGAAGAAGAAGAAAAAGAAGAAAAAGAACAAGAAGAAGAAGAAGAAGAAGAAGAAGAAGAAGAAGAAGAAGAAAAAGAAGAAAAAGAACAAGAAGAACAAGAAGAAGAAGAAGGAGAAAAAGAAGGAGAAGAAGAAGAAGAAGAAGAAGAAGAAGAAGAAGAAGAAGAAGAAGAAGAAGAAGGAAAACAAGAAAGGCGGAGGAGGAGAAGG